CUACAGGUUAUAAACAUCAAAUGAGCUUCCCUUGCUUCAGAAACAUAUCAUGGAACUCUUACUACAAGACCUUCACACUCAGCUUCACUAUUACCAACAUGUUUUACACAACAAAGAUGAAUCAAAAGGACUCCAGAACAUUCGAGGCUGCUGAGCAUAUCCUGCAAAUCUUGCUCAAGGUAUUGUUUGGAAGCAGCAGGCUUGCCUCUCAGUAUUCUGGAUGCAGUGCCCUUUCACUGAGGUCUCUGAGGAACAGGAUAGCAACCGGAGUGGAUAUACUCUGCACUUUCAAGAAGUACUCCUCCAACCAUGUCCUGGACAAAAAGGUGGUUUACUGGGAGCUGACUGAACAGCUCUGUACAAGAAAGCUAAAACACCUGGUUAUAGAAAAUGAUAGCCUCAUUGUGAAUGGUAAAUAGCUUGACUUUUGGGAUAUAUGCCUCUCUUUCUCUGGGUGGUUCCCUUUCCAGAAAACAACUCACCUGCCCCAAAUUCUUCUUUCCUUUUGGGUCUCCUUUGUUUUCAUGGUUUCUCUCUCGCUCCUGGGAGCCCUGGCCCUCAAAAUGGUGACAAACUAUGAAGACAUGGGGAGCUCACUUCUCAAGAUCAGAAGAGACUGGAUUGUAUUUAGAUUCCUUCAACAAAGAAGUAUGCCAUGAGUCCCUUCUUCUUGAAUGCUGAAGCACCAUUUUCCUCCUAUGGGUCCCAAACCAACUCCUCUCCAUUACUCCUUUAACCUUUUUGUCCACAAAGAGAUACCCUACUCAAACUCUCUUCCUCCCUCUCCCACCUCUAUCUUUCCUUCCCUCUCUCUCCUUCUUUCUCUCCCCCCCUCUCUCUCACCUUUCUAUAUUUCUUCUAUCUUUUCUCCCUCUCUUUUCUCUUUCCUUUUUGGCCUUUCUUUUCUGUAUCUCCCAAAAUCUUGUCUUUAUGUCUCUUCUGUCCUAUUCUCUUUUUCCCCUCUGCUAUUCUCUUCUCGUCUUCCCUCCUUUCAUCUGCUGUUUCUUCCCUUGUUCCUUCCCUGCCCUCAGCUUCUCUCUAGCACUUGUUCCCUCUGAAUUUUUCUUUUUUUCUUUUCUUUCCCUUCUCAAACUACAGGGUAUCAACAUAAGCUGCCAGGAAUCAGAUUGACAAAGAGAAGUGAGGUUGGUGUAGGAGCUGUCACCCAUAUCCCCGACCAUGGAGCACCAGGAGACAUCAAGACAUCACUGACUAGUGGCCUCCUGAUUCGUGAAUCCAUUGUAUAUUCUAUAGGUAAGAAAAUAUAUUUUCUUUCUAUUAUACUGGUAUUUAUCCUUGCUUUGGGCACUUGUUUUCAAUUUUGAGAUAUGGAGUCAUCUUCAUAGUCUGAGAACAGGACAAUCACUGAUGGGGGAAAUUUGUCAUUAGGUUGUUGUAAGAUUUGACAAUUUCCUCUGUCAUAUUACUUUCUGCCCUAAAAUUUGCUGUGAUAGCAGCCUUUGGAUGAAGGACUCAUGGGGGAUUUUGCUAUUUCUUUUAUUUGUUUGGGUGUAUACAUAUAAUAGCCUAUUCAUUUUCUUUGAUCAUUUCUCAACUGGGGAAUAGCUCUUUUAAAAAUAAUUUUGUUAAUUUAUAAAACAUAUAAAUUCAUAAUAUGCAUUAAAUAUAUUUAUGAUACAUAAAAUUUAUACUUGUCCCCACCAAUGUAAAACAUGUUCUUUGUACAUUAUGUGAAAAUUUUCCCCCAUUCUACCUCUUUUCCCUCCCUCUUCUUCCAGUGCAUCCCUCUUUAUCAUCCCUUCAUUCUUUUUUGGAAAUCAUUCCAAUAUCAUAGAUUGAUACACAUGCUGAUAUACAGAAAUGUAAACAGAGGAAAUUAUUUCUUUUUUAAUGACUACUCUGGCUAGCUUGUGACUAGAGAGAGCUGCUAGAGGGAAUCCUGAAAACUGCUUGGUGUAGUUAAUGGAAGUAGGAAUGAGAAAUGCUGAGGGAUGCUAGUACAGGGAUGCUGCCACACAGGGGAACUGCUCUGGGGAAUGCUCUGAGGUUAGCCUACUGAUCCCUACUGAUGGCUAAUCGAUCAGUAUAUCUUUCUAACCUCCUCCUCCCUUUCACUCCCUCCUUUCU
Monodelphis domestica (gray short-tailed opossum) is the source of this 2088-nucleotide messenger RNA. The record is from RefSeq and is a predicted model, not a curated record. Lineage: Eukaryota; Metazoa; Chordata; Mammalia; Didelphimorphia; Didelphidae.